Messenger RNA from Klebsormidium nitens, 2343 nucleotides. The record is from the annotation of a GenBank genome assembly. Lineage: Eukaryota; Viridiplantae; Streptophyta; Klebsormidiophyceae; Klebsormidiales; Klebsormidiaceae.
CCCUAAAAAGCGACGCCUUCCCAAACUGCACAACUUCAAGAAGGCGCGAGGACAAGCAAGUUGCGUGUCAAAACAGAGUCUUGGUUGUGCAAAGUGAAGCGCACCACCAUGGCUGAGAAAGCUGCCCCAGCUGGGCCGGCUGCUGAUCUCCUCGAUGACAGCAGCUUCGAAGAGAUGGGCCUGGACGCCCGCCUCCUUCGGGCUCUCGUUAAGAAGGGGCUCAAGCAGCCAACGGCGGUGCAAGCAAAAUGCAUACCCCUGGCGCUGGAGGGCAAGGACAUUGUUGCACGAGCGCGCACAGGAUCCGGCAAGACUCUCGCAUAUCUCUUGCCUCUUCUGCACAAGAUUGUUUCCGAGCUAGCGGAGGAUGGGAAUGGGGGGAAGAGGGGCCUCAAAGGCUUGGUCCUGGUUCCAACCAGGGAGCUUUGCCAGCAGGUCCAAGACGAGGCCGCCAGCAUUGCAGAGUACUGUGGUGGCUUGAUUAAAGUUGCUCAGCUGACGGCCACUAUGAACGCGGCCGCUCAGAAAGCUGUGAUGGCGGCGUCGCCUGAUGUUCUGGUGGCCACUCCGGGGCGGGUGGCCGCCUGCAUCCGUGAGGGCACCCUCACUGUGGCGGGGCUGCAGCAAAGCCUGGAGACUCUGGUCCUGGACGAGGCUGACUUGCUGCUGUCGUACGGUUACGAGGAGGACCUGAAGCAGCUGGCGCAGCAAGUCCCGCGCAGGUGCCAGUGCCUCCUCAUGUCGGCCACAACCAGUGCUGAUGUAGAUCGUCUGAAAAAGCUGGUGCUCCACAAUCCAGUGACCCUCACUUUGACUGAGGUGGAAGGGGCGGGAGGAUCUGGCAUCUCGAGAACAGUGCAGCAGUUUGCGAUUCGAUGCCCAGAGCACGAUAAGCUGCUGUACAUGCUUGCGCUGCUCAAGCUGGGACUUAUUCAGAGAAAGGCCCUUGUUUUUGUGAACACCAUUGACACCGGCUUCAAGCUGAAGUUAUUUCUGGAGAAGUUCGGCAUCAGGACAGCGGUCCUGAACUCAGAGCUCCCCCAGAACUCGCGCCAACACAUCCUCCAGGAGUUCAACAAGGGUCUCUUUGACUACCUGAUUGCUACGGAUGCCAUCAAAGUCGGGCCAUCGAAGGCCAAGAAGAAGAGCAGUAAAGAGGGUUCGAAGGGUCAGGAGAAAAGCGAGGAGGGCGAGAACAAGGAGGGGGGUGAGGAAGCAGAGGGAGAGGCGCAGCCGCCGAAGAAGAAGAAGCGGCGGCUGGGGGACCAGGAGUUUGGCGUAGUGCGGGGGAUCGACUUCAAGAACGUUCGGACGGUGGUUAACUUCGACCUUCCAGACACGCCCUCCGGUUACGUCCACCGUAUCGGUCGGACAGGGCGAGCCGGAAGCACGGGUACUGCAGUCUCCUUGGUUCGACCAGAUCAGGCGGAGCUGAUAGGGAGGGUGGAGUCAGCACUGGCGGCGAGCGGCGACGAGAGCGAGGGGGAGGAGGAGCCGCCGUCCGUGGCCCCCGGGAGCAUCAUUGGAGACUUUCCGUCGCUGACGUCACAGGCUGUUGAGGCGCUGAGGUACCGAGCAGAGGACAUAGCUCGCAGCGUGACGAGGGUAGCCAUAAAGGAAGCACGGGCAAAGGAGCUUAAGUUAGAGAUUCUAAACUCCGAAAGAUUGAAGACCCACUUCGAAGAUAACCCGGUGGAGCUGGAGCUGCUGAAGCACGACAAGCCCCUCCUGAAGCAGGCUGCCGCGCCGCACCUGCGGACCAUCCCCGCUUACCUGGAAGACCCCACAGCCAAAGCCGCAGCGUCCGCCGUCAAUGCGGCGCGCCAGGCCAUGGGGAAUGACGGCCAGUUCUUCGCGCGGAAGCGGCUGAAACGGAAGAAGGACAAGGACAGCGACCCGCUCAAGAGCUUUGCGUUCACGAGGGACAAGAACGAUGACGACGUUCCGGAAGUGGCAGCGGCCCUGGAAGGAACCCUGUGGUCGAAGCAGAAACGGAGGCGAGGGAACAACAAGGAUGAUCGCGGCAAGAAGCCGGGAGGUGAAAGAUACAAGCACUUCAAGGAGAACGUGAGAAAGAAGGGGUCCAAGAAACGGACAUGAGGGCGCUAGGAUUGUAAGCCCGUAGUCUAUUCUCAAUCAUGGAGUCAUUUCGUGUCGCUUUUCAAGUCAACGAGCCUUGCUUCUGCGACCUUGAUAUUGCUCAAGGGGAUGUUACAUUCAGGCGCAAUCUGGUUGAGCCUUGAGAGCUUGCCAGGAGUAUCGUCCACUUCCUACGAAUAUGCUCGUGAGAGCCCAUUUCAUCUUUUCGCUGACGUUAAUCAGUGCAAAUCAUUCAAGUUGUUA